AUGUUACAAACACUGUCGAAUUCAGCUGCUGCUAGUUUACAGCACCAGCUAACAAAACAAUACGCCAACAGUCUUAAUAACGAUGGCACCUUAUCCAUUGGAAGUAAAACAAAUUAUAGCGAUUCAGUAAAUUAUGUCACUUUCAAUCAAGAUGCAUCAUGUGUUGCCAUUGGUUUAACUAAUGGAUACAAAAUAUUCAACUGUCAACCUAAUUUUGGAAGAUGUUUUCAAUAUAGAAAUGAUGAAAGUGUAGGUAUUGUGGAGAUGCUAUAUUGUACUUCCUUAUUAGCAAUAGUUGCCCAGGGUGAAGAAAUAGGAUCAUCACCAAGAAAACUCAAAAUAGUAAAUACGAAGACAAAAUCCACUAUUUGUGAUUUGACUUUCCCACUGACAGUAUUACACGUGAAGUUAACCAAUAGCCGAUUGGUUGUUGUUUUAGAAGACCAGAUUUAUCUUUAUGAUAUAACCACAAUGAAAUUAUUACAUACUAUUGAAACCAGUCCUAAUUUAAAUGGUUUAUGUGCAAUAUCUUACGAUGAUACUAACAGUUAUUUGGCUUAUCCGUCACCACCAAAAACCAUUACUCAUGACUCACUAUUAGCUUCAGGAAUAAAUACUAAUGGUGGACUGAAUUCUGUACAGAAUAACAUUGUUUCAGUCAGUAGUGCACCUAAUAGAAUUGGAGAUGUCAUAAUUUUUAAUAUUAACACUUUACAACCCUUGUCAGUUAUUGAAGCCCAUAAGUCAACUAUAGCAGCGAUGUCUUUCUCAAAUGACGGAUCUUUAUUGGCAACAGCUAGUGAUAAGGGAACAAUUGUACGUGUAUUUGAUGUUGCAACAGGAACCAAACUUUACCAAUUUAGAAGAGGAACAUAUCCAACAAAGAUAUAUUCCCUUCGUUUUAGUGCUGAUGACAAGUAUGUGCUAGCCACAAGUUCCAGCUUAACUGUUCAUAUUUUCAGAUUAGGAGAUGAAGAAUCAUUAGCAACAAAACACAAGAAGAAAGUGAAACCAUCAGUUGAAACAAUACAUGAAGAAGGAUCUUCUGGGGAAGUAUCAAGUUCUCCACGACAAACAAAAAAUGUGAAACGAAGUUCAAAUGAAUUUGAUGAUAUUGCUGAUGAUGGAGACGAUUCAGAUGUUGAAGAAGAAGAAGAUGAUGAAGAAAUGGGUGAUGAUGAAGAUGACGAAUCAAUUGAAGUUAUUCCCGCAAAGCAAAGAAAAUUAUCCCAGGGAUCUUCCAAUUCUUAUGCUAGUAUCACAUCAGAGGAUGCUCAAAGUAAUUCUCCUAAAACGGAACCACUCAUUGAUCAAAACCGUUUGUCAGUUGCAAGAAUGAUUAGAAGAUCAUCACAAACAUUGGGUAGAAAAGCUGCUCAAAAAAUGGGAGAUUUCUUACCAUCUAGAUUCUCGUCAAUUUUAGAACCAACAAGAAGUUUUGCAUCAUUGAAAAUAAAUGCUCAUUCUAAAGAUGCCAAAUCAGUAGCAGUUAUGAAUAAUGUUUUACAACAAGAUUUAAUCCCGCAAAGUUAUCUUGCUAAUGACAAUUCAAGUGCUAAACAAGACCUAAUGGAAGUUAGUUUAUUUCAUAUAUAUGUUGUUACAACCGAGGGAAUGCUUUACAUCUAUGGAUUGGAUCCAGAACGUGGCGGCGAUUGUAUCUUAUUAAACCAGCAUUGUAUACUUGAUGAAUAA
Candida tropicalis MYA-3404 is the source of this 1695-nucleotide messenger RNA. RefSeq names its product phosphoinositide binding protein. The coding region runs from base 1 to 1695 and encodes 564 amino acids. NCBI's taxonomy places the organism in Eukaryota, Fungi, Ascomycota, Pichiomycetes, Serinales, Debaryomycetaceae. The record is from RefSeq and is a predicted model, not a curated record. The transcript has a single exon. Gene Ontology annotation, biological process: protein lipidation; protein localization to phagophore assembly site; autophagy of mitochondrion. Gene Ontology annotation, molecular function: phosphatidylinositol-3,5-bisphosphate binding; phosphatidylinositol-3-phosphate binding; protein binding. Gene Ontology annotation, cellular component: extrinsic component of membrane; cytosol; phagophore assembly site membrane.